Ambispora gerdemannii is the source of this 846-nucleotide messenger RNA. NCBI's taxonomy places the organism in Eukaryota, Fungi, Glomeromycota, Glomeromycetes, Archaeosporales, Ambisporaceae. The record is from the annotation of a GenBank genome assembly.
AUGAAGACCAACAAUAGCACAUCGAGUUAUAAAGAUUUUAAUGUUUCAUCAAUUGUUCCAAAAUUUCCACCAGAAAUAACAUCAUUGAAUCUUAUUCAAAAAGCGAUUUUAAAGUUGGAAAACUCUGGUAAAAUUUCAAGGAUACCAAAUGCCUUUAUUGCAUAUCGGAUGGCUUUUUGUAAGCAACUUCAAAAAGUAAGACAUCCAGUGUUCACACAACCACAACUCUCGUCGAUGGCAAAAGCAGCCUGGAAUAAAGAACCAGAAGACGUGCAAAAGGCCUAUCGUUAUAUCGCUGCAGAAGCCAGUGAAAUAUAUAAGCAAUUAUGUAAAGAUAAAUAUCAAAUUAAUAUGGAUAAUGAAAAAGAAUCAAUGAAUCAAUUUUACGUGCUGGGAAAAGAGAAGAAUACGAAUGAAUCGUCACCAUCAACCAAUUCCUCUUUGCAUCAUACCUCAUCAUUAGAUGAAACUAAUCGUAUUACUAAAAAUGACAAAUCUUCUGAUCAAAAUCAAUCAGAGUACGAAAAUUACCUUUUAAAUUCCAAUCUUCUUGCAUUUAAUAGUAAUCUUGAUAAGACUUCUGCAAACGGAGAUCAGUCAUUAAAUUCUUCAUUAGACAUUUUUCCACAAUUAGAUUCUGUUACUUAUUUCUCGAACGAUACAAUCUCGUUGCCUUAUGAUUACAGUGAUAAUAGCAAAUCAAAUUUUUUUUCUUUAUCCUUACAUGCUCCUACCGAAAAUUCCAAACAAUGCACUUGUAAUAAGGAUGAUAUUAUAAACUUAGAAUCAAAAAUAGAAGCACUAGAAAAUAAGCUUGAAAUAAUUACAAAAAUGUUUAUGAAAUGA